AUGGAUUUUAUUAAAAAACACCCAGUCCAACAAACACCGGAUUUACAUAAUUUGCCAUUUGAUUUCUCAAGAGUAUAUUUUCGAUCUAUUAAUGAUGGUACAGAACAUAAAGUUCAUCGAAAGUGGUUAUCAUUUGAUAAUGUUUCAUCAAAAAUAUAUAGUUCAGUUUGCAUGACAUUUGGAAAAAAUCGAGACAGUGUUUUUGUAAAAGGAAUAGACAUAAAUUUAAAGUCUAUAUAUAUUAAAAUAAAUAAGCAUGAAGAAUCUAAUGUUCCCAAUGAAGCUGUCAGUACGUAUCUGCGAUUAGAUUCUGGAAAAUCAGUUAAAGCAUUAAUUCAUAUUCAAAGGUCAAAAGAAAUUCAAGAAAAUCGUCUCGUUAUGUUAAGGAUAAUUGAUAUCAUUCUUACAUUAGCUAAACAGGAUAUAGCUUUUAGAGGUCACAAUUUUGAAUCUGCAUAUAAUUUACAACAGUCAGAAAAUUUGAUACAAAACCAAGGCAAUUUUCUUGCUCUUAUAAAACUUGUUGCAAAGUACGAUUCAAUUUUAUUAAAUCAUGUACAAAAGUCUAGUCUGAAAAGCGAAUCAUUACGAAAAUCACGUAAUGAAAAAGCAAAUAGUAGUAUUAGCAAAAAAUCAGGAAGAGGCUCGUUAUUAACGUUUUUAUCAAAAACUACUGUCAAUAAAGUUGUUAUUAUUAUAGGCAACUUAAUUUCAGCAUUCAUUGCAGAAGAUGUUAUCGCAGCUAAAGCCUUUUCGCUCGAAGUAGAUUCAACGCAAGAUAUUUCUGUAACAGAUCAACUCAGUAUAUGUGUCCGUUAUGUUUUAAAUGGUGAAAUUUAUGAAAGACUUAUUAAAAUGUAUGCUCAGUAUGAUAGUACUGGUAAAGCUCAAUACGAUUUAAUAAAGGCAGAGUUAAAUUCUUUGGGAAUUGAUUUAAAAAUUUAA
This is a messenger RNA of Melanaphis sacchari, 945 nucleotides long. RefSeq lists its product as uncharacterized. NCBI's taxonomy places the organism in Eukaryota, Metazoa, Arthropoda, Insecta, Hemiptera, Aphididae. The transcript has a single exon. The record is from RefSeq and is a predicted model, not a curated record. Bases 1 to 945 code for a protein of 314 amino acids.